CUGGGGCCCACCGCCGCCGGGAGACCCCGCCCGGACCUGCCAAGAAAGGAGUGUCAUGAAAAAGGAACAGAAAAGAGACGUCCCUGUUGCUGAAAGGGGAAUUUUCUUUCCCAGUUGGUGGUUACUUCAUGAUUGGAAGAGAAGUACCUAGGUGGCUGAAGAGAUUAGAUUCUUGUAGUUGUUACAGAUGAAGCUGAUAAAAGAAGACGGGAAAAUGCUUUCUCUGGGUCGUAAUAGGCUGAUGAGUAAGUAAGCCUGAAAGGGACAGAUCUGAAAUGAGGACAGGAGUUUUGAAAGUUUUAAAACCAAGUGGGACUUUGAGCACUUGUUGAGGAUGUUUUUCUCCCAAAAAUGGAGGAGAAAAAAUUCUCAAAGCAAGAAGUGUCAGAAGCUGAGAGGAGGAAUACAACCCAGUCCGCUCCAAGAAUUUCAGUACUUCCUCAGCUUCCUUUUGCACACAGAGGCAACGCAUCAGACCUGUGUGAUGACCUUAUCACCAGUGAUGUUGCUGAUGCCAGAAAUGACUUCUUAAUUUAGAUUUUGGAUAGUUCUUUCUCUUUCUUUGCUUUUUUUUUUUUUUAACCGUGUGUGUUUUUUGACUCUUCAUGUUAGGUAGAUUUAUGUCAACAAAGUGAAUCAUGAAUUCAUAGUAUGUUUGACUAUCUCCCCCCAUUUGCUGUAUGAUACGGGGAAAUUAGAGGUUUUAACACUUCUUGAAGUUUUACUGGAAGUAAGAUUGUGUCAGGGACACAGACCACAGUGUAAGUUUUCUCUUUUUGGCAACUGGACUUGUUUUGAAUGAGACAAAUGUCAGCCGGAUUUCACAGCAUACACGAUUCACAGUCUUUGUUUUAUCAAGGCCUUAAAUGUAUGUUUUAUUCUCAGCAGAUGGGAAACACAUUGAACACUGUGUCUGACACGUAUGCCUGAGGAAAGGAACUCCCCAAUGGAUCAUGGCGUUAGUGUUUACAGGACAUUUCUUACUUUUAGCAUUAGUGAUGUUUGCUUUCUCUACUUUUGAGGAGUCUGUGAGCAAUUACUCCGACUGGGCAGUUUUCACAGAUGACAUCGAUCAGUUUAAGACACAGAAAGUCCAAGAUACGAGGCCCAACCAAAAGCUGAAGAAAAGUAUGCUUCAUCCACGUUUGUAUUUCGAUGCUGGAGAAAUCCAGGCAAUGAGACAGAAGUCUCGCACAAGCCAUCUGCAUCUUUUCAGAGCUAUUAGAAGUGCGGUGACAGUUAUGCUGUCCAACCCGACAUACUACCUACCUCCCCCCAAGCACGCUGACUUUGCUGCCAAGUGGAAUGAAAUUUACGGUAACAAUCUGCCUCCUUUAGCACUGUACUGUUUGUUAUGCCCGGAAGACAAAGUUGCCUAUGAGUUUGUCUUGCAGUAUAUGGACAGGAUGGUUGGCUACAGAGACUGGCUGGUUGAGAACGCACCAGGCGAUGAGGUUCCGGUGGGCCAUUCCUUGACAGGUUUUGCCACUGCCUUUGACUUUUUAUAUAACUUACUAGAUGACCACCGGAGACAGAAAUACCUAGAAAAAAUAUGGGUCAUUACGGAGGAAAUGUAUGAGUAUUCCAAGGUCCGCGCCUGGGGCAAACAGCUUCUUCAUAACCACCAAGCUACUAACAUGGUAGCAUUACUUACCGGGGCCUUGGUGACUGGGGUAGAUAAAGGAUCUAAAGUAAAUAUAUGGAAACAGGUUGUAGUAGAUGUGAUGGAAAAGACGAUGUUUCUGUUGAAUCAUAUUGUUGAUGGUUCUCUGGAUGAAGGUGUGGCCUAUGGCAGCUACACAGCUAAAUCGGUCACACAGUAUGUUUAUCUGGCCCAGCGCCAUUUUAACAUCAAUAACUUGGAUAACAACUGGUUAAAGAUGCACUUUUGGUUCUAUUAUGCCACCCUUUUACCAGGCUUCCAAAGAACUGUGGGUAUAGCAGACUCCAAUUAUAACUGGUUUUAUGGUCCAGAGAGCCAGUUAGUUUUUUUGGAUAAAUUCAUCUUAAAGAAUGGGGCUGGAAAUUGGUUAGCUCAACAAAUCAGAAGGCACCGACCUAAAGAUGGACCAAUGGUCCCCUCUACUGCCCAGAGGUGGAGUACUCUGCACACUGAAUACAUCUGGUACGACCCCCAGCUCACCCCACAGCCUCCUGCGGAAUACGGCACCGCAAAGAUGCACACGUUCCCUAACUGGGGUGUUGUUACUUACGGGGCUGGGCUGCCAAACACACAGACCAAUACCUUUGUGUCUUUUAAGUCUGGGAAGCUCGGAGGGCGAGCUGUGUAUGACAUAGUUCACUUCCAGCCAUACUCCUGGAUUGACGGGUGGAGAAGCUUUAACCCAGGACAUGAACAUCCAGAUCAGAACUCAUUUACCUUUGCCCCCAACGGGCAGGUAUUUGUCUCCGAAGCUCUCUACGGACCCAAGCUGAGCCACCUUAACAACGUCCUGGUGUUCGCUCCAUCACCCACGAGCCAGUGUAAUCAGCCCUGGGAAGGCCAGCUGGGGGAGUGUGCACAGUGGCUCAGGUGGACCGGGGAGGAGGCUGGUGAUGCGGCAGGGGAGAUCAUCACUGCCUCCCAGCAUGGGGAGAUGGUGUUUGUGAGUGGGGAAGCCGCGUCUGCUUACUCCUCGGCAAUGAAGCUGAAGAGCGUAUAUCGUGCUUUGCUUCUCUUAAAUUCUCAAACUCUGCUAGUCGUUGAUCACGUCUCGAGGCAAGACGAUUCCCCGAUAAAAUCUGUCAGUGCCUUCUUUCAUAAUCUGGAUAUUGACUUUAAGUACAUCCCAUAUAGGUUCAUGAACAGGUAUAAUGGCGCCAUGAUGGACGUGUGGGACGCACACUACAAGAUGUUUUGGUUUGAUCACCGUGGCGGCAGCCCCGUUGCUAGUAUACAGGAAGCAGAGCAAGCUGCUGAAUUUAAGAAACGGUGGACUCAAUUUGUUAAUGUUACGUUUCAGAUGGAAUCCACAAUCACAAGAAUUGCCUAUGUCUUUUAUGGGCCGUAUGUCAAUGUUUCCAGUUGCAGAUUUAUUGAUAAUUCUAAUUCGGGACUUCAGAUUUCUCUCAAUGUCAAUAAUACCGAGCAUGUUGUUUCCAUUGUAACUGACUACCACAACUUGAAGGCCAGGUUCGAUUACCUGGGAUUUGGCGGCUUUGCCAGUGUGGCAGAUCAGAUCCAAGUAACCCGAUUUGGUUUGGGCACUCAAGCAAUAGUAAAGCCCGUAAGACGAGACAGAGUUAUUUUCCCCUUUGGAUUUAAAUUUAAUGUAGCAGUUGGGUUGAUUCUGUGCAUCAGCUUGGUGAUCUUAACGUUUCAGUGGCGAUUUUACCUUUCUUUUAGAAAGCUAAUGCGGUGGAUCCUGAUACUUGUUGUUGCCUUGUGGUUUGUUGAGCUGCUGGAUGUGUGGAGCGCCUGCACACAGCCCAUCUGUGCGACAUGGGCAAGGACGGGGGCCGAGGCCAGCGCCAAGCCUCCGUCUCCCGAGGGCUACCACGUCCACCUUCCCGACAUCGUCAUUACCUCACUUCCUGGUUCGGGAGCCGAAAUUCUCAAACAACUUUUCUUCAACAGUAGUGAUUUCCUCUACAUCCGGGUUCCCACGGCCUACAUUGACAUCCCCGAAACGGAGUUUGAAAUCGACUCCUUUGUAGACGCCUGUGAAUGGAAGGUGUCAGAUGUCCACAGUGUGCAUUUCCGUUUACUCCGAGGCUGGUUGCAGUCCUUGGUCCAAGACACAAAACUCCAUUUGCAAAACAUCCAUCUGCAUGAACCCAGUAGGGGUAAACUGGCCCAAUAUUUUGCCACGAAUAAGGACAAGAAAAGGAAAUUGAAAAGGAGAGAGUCUUUGCCAGAACAAAGAAGUAGAAUGAAAGGCGCCUUUGACAGAGACGCUGAAUACAUCCGGGCCCUGAGGAGACACCUGGUCUCUCACCCCAGCGCACGGCCCGUGCUCAGCUUAAGCAGCGGAAGCUGGACCUUAAAGCUGCAUUUCUUUCAAGAGGUUUUAGGAGCUUCGAUGAGGGCCUUGUAUGUAGUGAGGGACCCACGCGCAUGGAUUUAUUUGAUGCUGUACAGCAGUAAACCAAGUCUUUACUCUUUAAAGAAUGUACCAGAGCAUUUAGCUAAACUGUUUAGAAUAGAGGGAGGUAAAGGCCAGUGCAGCUUAAAUUCAGGCUAUGCUUUCGAGUAUGAAUCGUUGAGGAAAGAAUUAUCAAAACCCAAGCCCCACGCAGUGUCCCUGCUGGCUCACCUGUGGCGUGCGAACACUGCGGCGGCCCUGAGGAUAAACACAGACCUGCUGCCCACCAGCUACCGGCUGAUCAAGUUUGAGGAUAUUGUGCAUUUUCCUCAGAAAACCACGGAAAGGAUUUUUGCUUUUCUUGGAAUCCCUUUGUCUCCCGCUAGUUUAAACCAAAUAUUGUUUGCCACCUCCACGAACCUUUUCUAUCUUCCCUAUGAAGGGGAGAUAUCACCAACUAAUACUAAUGUCUGGAGACAGAACUUGCCUCGAGAUGAAAUUAAACUGAUUGAAAACAUCUGCUGGACCCUGAUGGCUCGUCUAGGAUAUCCAAAGUUUACGGACUGAAUGCUGCAGGUCAGCAGAAGUUUGCACUAAUCCUUUCCAACCCACUUUGUGGAUAUGAAUUAGAAGAGUCUGUUUAUUCUUGUACUGUGUGCCUGUGCGUGUGCGCGCGCGCGUGUGUGAUCAGUUUGUUACUUGCACAGAGAGAUUAUUUUAAAAAUAGGCACCAUAUUUGGCCUAGCAGGAUUUAUUUUUAUGUCACCACUUCCCUUGCCUUUGUUUCUGAAUUUUUUUCUGCUAAAACGUUUCUGCCGCAGAGGGUGUCGGUGAAGUUCUGUUAUGGUGGUCAGGGGAGAUGGGAAGAUUUCAAAGGUUUUUGUCUAACUCCCUCCUUCAUCUAUAACUGUGCUGUUCUGUCCUGGAACCUCACACACUGCUAAAGGCCUGGCAGCCACUGCUUUACCCAAGCAUCUCUUGGACUACAGAAGUUCCUUAUCUUUUUUAAAAAAUGUCCUAACACAUUUAUCUUGCACACACACAGACAUACACACACACACACACACACAAAAUCCUUUUCCUGUAGUGUGUUCAGUGAUAUCACUGGGGAAAUGGUGGAAGCUCCUAUCAGAAUGAUAGGAUCCCUUCUGGAAAAUAUAGAGGGAAGUACAGGAUGGGUUUUUGGUUUUUUUUUGAGGUCAGAAACAGUGACCUGAAAAUCCUCCUUAAAGUUUUUACUUAGAAGUAAUAAGGAAUCAGUCUCGGAAGACUGGGUGCUGAGUCCUGGUACAGUGUUUCAGACCUGCUGGUCUAUUUUGUUUGUCUCCUGAAAGCUGCACUGUGCACCCCCAUACUCGCAUCAUGCUCACACACUCCCACCCUGUCCUGUCUGUCGCUGUCAUGCACAACAGUCACUAUUACUAACAGCUAACCCCCCGAUAUUCACGGAGAUUUUUUUUUUCUGUCCUGAUGAUUGAUUUCGCAUGAGAGCCUGACACAGCCUUAGAGUUAGAUGUCUUGUGGAAUUACGACUGUGUGACUCGAAGAAAGCCGUGCCCCUGCUGCCAGUGUUUUUUUAGCCUGGAAACAGAAUUGGAAAACUGCCUGACUUAUCUCGCAUCCCUCUGAAUGAGUCUACAGACUGCCAGUGUCUGCAAAAGUUGAAGGCGGAUGGGCGAUGAUGUCAGAGGCAUCUGUUUCCUUUGCCAUCUGCAUCUUAUUAUACAUGGAGUCGUCAUGAAAUGUGGUUCAUUUUAUUUUGGUCGGCUCUGAAAUCAAAAUGCUGUGCCAUUAGAUGCUGGAGUAAUUACAACGUACUGGAUGCAAACCAUUAGGCAGUGCGGAGACUUGAUGAAAAUCUCUGUGCAGAUUGCAGUCUUAUUCCUGAUGUUUUAAACUGUCCCCCGCUCCCCCCGCCUCCCAGGCUCUAACACUUGGGAGUCUGCCAUUCUGACCUGGAUAGAAGUGGUUCUUUCUCAGUAGUUUGUUAUUAUGUCAAGAUGUGACUCCAGAGUGAUAAAGCUGUGGAUAUGUUACAUUCCAGGUAGAGCCAACUGGGCUGUCAUGUUUCUUCCAUUCCAGCGUGAAAGCAGACCGCCCUCCCCACCCCCAGCCCCCGUAUCCGAGUCCUUGCGCGACUCUCCCUGCCUUGUCUCCACAGUGUCAGGACGGAUGAAGAGCACACGGCACUAACGCAGGCCGAGAGGGCGAGGGAAGACCUGAACCCAUGCUCUCGUUCUCGGGGAAGAUUAUUCCUCCCACCUCCGGGGGACGAGCACGUGCCAUCGCUGCAUGGACGAGGGUUAGGGCGCUAUUUCCAUGACUGGUCGAAGUCUUGGUGUUUGCUUUCAGUUCCCAGGAUGUGAGAUCAUGAACCAGAUCAAAUCAAAUGGCUUCAGGUUGGCAGUAAUGUUAGGUCCGGUGAAGGUUAAGAAUUGCAAAAGUGUGCAGGUAACAGCAGAGAAAGCAGAAGCGGUACCACUGCCUUCCCUUCAGCUUUGUACAGAAACACACCCCCAGGCAGAGGAGAGCCAGGCUGAGUAUGUGGGGGAAUCGGGGUGGAGUUGGGGAGAUGGGGAAAAGAGAAACGAAAGAGCAGUGCUGGGAGGGAAUGUGGGGACGAUGUGGGAAUAUGUUCUUCAUAGUGCAAGAAAGGGACAGGCUUAACACGGUGAUGGGCUCCACACCCUUCACCACACAGCAAUGAACUUCCUUGUCUGCCCACCCACUCCCACCCCAUGGGGAAGUGUGCCGGAGGAAGAGACUUCUGUCUGCAGAUUCUGUUUCUGAGGGAUGCCGUGCGUGGGUGAGGGGUGGCCCAGCCACUGGAUAUGUGUGCACUUGCUCACGCUUGGGACCCCCGCCUCAUAGUCUCAAUACCUAAGGUGACAGACCGACUCUCAGAACACCCGGGUCCUACACGCCUAGGCGGUGAUCUAGGAAAAAUGUGAAUAGACUCUACACUUACUUUUAUUCUUAUCAUCUUGAAAGUAAAUAAGACAAUGAUUAUCACUAUGCAGCACUUUCAAUGGAAACACUUAUAAAAUGUCUUUUCCAUAAAAAUCAAUCCCUUUCUUCAUUAAUUUCCCCAAACUUAGACCCGACUGCGAUAAAAGCUUUAAUUAAAAUAAUACCAUUUAAAUUUUAAAUUUUGAAAGAACGUGUUUGUUUUGCUGACUAAGAUAACCAAUGUGAUGGUCAUGUUGAUCUGGUUUCAAAAGUUUGAAAUAAUGCAAAUUACUCACUGAGGAAGGAACAGGCCAUCUCCAGAGCUGAAUUUACUGUAGUGAAAGUUCCAGAAAGGAAGGAAACGGAAUCUGUCGAGGAGAAAGAAGAUAAAUCUAUGAUGAUGCUUCAGUUGAAUCUGUAGAAACCGAGAGAGGCACAAGUUUUAGGCAAAUGACACAGUAUCACACACGUAUUAGGCCUAGACCCCAAACACUGAGCAUCUGAUUGGCUGGCUUUUUAGACAAGCAGAGAAGAAUUAGUAAAUGCCUGGCAAAGAACAGGAUGAUUAUGUCAAAUGCCCAGGACCAGCAGAGGAUCUACCACAAAAAUGCUCCAAGAAGAACCUCUCUCCUCACACACUAGUAUUUAAAACCAUUCUUUUCCCUUCUGUGUAAAUGCCACCCCUGCUGUCUGCCUCUGACUUUUGAUUGGCGUCACUAGUCAGGGUUUUUGGUGCAUCUUCGUGGAUCCCAGACCUUCUUGAGAUAGUGUAUCACAUUCAAUUAUGCAUAAGUAAACAUUAACAAUAGUUUUAAAAAUUGCUGUUUGGUUGUCUUAACUCUGAUCAUAAUUAGUUUAGGGGAAAAUGUGGAUGGAAGGCAGGCAGUGUGUUAUAACAGCGCUUCCAGGGGUCAGGGAGCCUAAUAUUCUAAGAUUUGUCAAUGGGUUUAAUAUGUGGGCUACUUUACUGCUUAUUUAAAUGUAGACCAGAGCCUGUCUAACAUACCUAAAAAUAGCUGCCAAGGCAAUUUUUUUUUCCAGUACUUGACUAGUAUCAUUUCCCUUCAAGUUGGCAGAAAAUUCCAAAUAAUAUUUUAAGAACUAGACUGAUUUUUUUCCCGUUGCACAAAGGAUGACAGGAACUUCAGAGAUGCUGACAUUCUGAGGUUAACAUCUACAUGCUUGAGCUGUAAUGUUUGUGAGCUUGUGCUGUACUUAGUCCAAGUGACAUGUUUAAUUGAUUCUGUUUCCAAAGAUAGGUUCGGCUGAGCCUUCUAAACCAUGGGAUCUUUUUGUUUUUGUUUUUCAUUUUUAUUUCACACCUACCCAGUUAUGCAGCAAAGAAAACCUACGCUGAAGAUCACAGACUAGUUAUCAGAACUGUAUGUAUACCACGACUCCUCUACUAAUAAACAAAAAGCUAAAAGCA
Vicugna pacos (alpaca) is the source of this 8403-nucleotide messenger RNA. It is a transcript of the gene DSEL, whose product is annotated as dermatan sulfate epimerase like. Lineage: Eukaryota; Metazoa; Chordata; Mammalia; Artiodactyla; Camelidae. The record is from RefSeq and is a predicted model, not a curated record. Gene Ontology annotation, molecular function: chondroitin-glucuronate 5-epimerase activity.